Messenger RNA from Pararge aegeria (speckled wood butterfly), 2113 nucleotides. It is a transcript of the gene MED27, whose product is annotated as mediator of RNA polymerase II transcription subunit 27. Gene Ontology annotation, biological process: regulation of transcription by RNA polymerase II. Gene Ontology annotation, molecular function: transcription coactivator activity. NCBI's taxonomy places the organism in Eukaryota, Metazoa, Arthropoda, Insecta, Lepidoptera, Nymphalidae. The transcript has a single exon. Bases 78 to 977 code for a protein of 299 amino acids. Gene Ontology annotation, cellular component: mediator complex. The record is from RefSeq and is a predicted model, not a curated record.
GCAGUUAGCAUUUGGGUUAUUGUACGACUCGGACUUAUUUAUUAGAAAAACUUAGGAAUGAACUAAAUUCCUUCAAUAUGAGCCAAACAAUCAACGUAGAACAGCUAAACUCGGCGCUCACCUCCCUCAGAACUCUACGCUCAAGCGUUAGUCACGUCUUCGAAACCUUAUCAAAUGGUCUACGAGCCGACCAUGGGGAAGACAGCAAGGAUAAGUUCCUACUUGAACUGCAGGAACUUCUCAACAAUGUAAAUAUCAAUUUGAGAGACUUGGAACAAACAGUGAACGGCCUACCCAUUCCAACAGCGCCCUUUAAUCUGGGUAAUACGACGUUUUUAAGUCAAGAAACUACGCAAGAUCGCCAAGCGUUGUACACUCAACUGGUAAACAGCUACAAAUGGACGGACAAAAUACACGAAUACAGCUCCUUCGCGCACACAUUACUGAGCCAAAAUUCGUUGAAAAGGUCUUACAUAAAUUCGGGGAGCACGAAACGUCGGGGUAAACUACAAAGUAAUCACAACGUAGCACCUCAUCAAGUGGACAACGUAAUAAAUAACAUAGAUCGCUCUUACGGCGAUAUGAAAAUCACAAUAUCCCGCCCAUUUGCUAGCAACGCUGUCGUACAGAUCAAUUUAAGUCAUGUACUGAAAGCAGUUGUUGCAUUUAAAGGAUUAUUAAUGGAGUGGGUUAUGAUUAAAGGCUGUGGUGAGACUUUAGACUUAUGGACAGAAUCUCGUCAUCACGUUUUCCGGAAGGUGACAGAAAAUGCUCAUGCUGCUAUGUUACAUUUCUAUUCACCAACGUUACCAGAGCUAGCUGUCAGGUCAUUCAUGACAUGGCUGCAUAGUUAUGUCAACCUUUUCAGUGAGAUGUGUAAACGCUGUGGAUGCCAUUUACAUCAUACAUCCAUGUUGCCACCUGCGUGGCGCGACUUCCGCACCCUUGAACCAUUUCAUGACGAAUGCAAGCAAUAGUUAAUGUGGUAUUGAAGGGGAAAGGGUGGAACACUGGUCUGUUGAAGUCGCUUGUGUUGCAGCUUUCUCCUUCAAUAUAAAAUGUGUUAAAAUUGACAGUUUCAGUGUAAUUUUAGUGAAUGUGAAUAUGCUAUUGCUUAGUUAAGUGUAAUAUCUCUUCUUUUUUUAGACUAUGUAAUUAUUUAGCAAAUAGCCUGGUUUAAACUAGACUGCACAACAUUCUGACAUUUGAAUGUGGCUCUGAGUUGAACUAUCAUGAAAUACCAUUACUAUUCAGAAAUUAUGCCACUAUUUGUGUUAACACUUAAAUGUCAUGAAACAUUGUCCAUAUGAGUUAGAUCCUAUUCAUUUUAGUACAUACAACCAAAAUGCACUGUUGCAAUCCUUAUAACUUCAAAGCAGAAUACAAAAGGCAGCCUUAUUGCUACAAAGUGAUAUCCUCCACCUUUUGUAUACUGCUGUAAAAACAGACAGAUGUUUUUUAUAUUCUAGUUCUGCUUUUUUUUAACUUGUAGUGGGCGAAUAAAGAGUAUAAAUAACACCUUAAUCUAAUAUAGUAUAUAGGAUGUCCUAUUAUUACUAAUACCUAAUAAAGUUUGUCAUCUUUGCCCACCAACCUCUCUGAUAUGCGAGAGAUGGGAUAGGCUUUGAACAAUCGCCUUUUAGCCUUCUCCAUCUGACUAACUUUAGCAAAGUACUUUGUGCCCAGUUGGAACAGAUAAAAGAGAUCUCUUGUAUAAAUAAGAUUUCCUUUGUUUACUUCAUUUAAUUAUGUGUGUAAUCAAAAUUUCUGGUACAUAAAUAAUAAAUGUAGUACAGAGGUGCACCUGUACUUUAAAAAACUGUGAAAAAUUGUUUGGAGAUUACAAAGCUCAGCCAUCCUACUGUUGGGGUCUUUUAAUUGUUCUCAAUUCCUUGUUAAAAUUUAUUAUUGAACAUGGUUUUAUUAAUCUAAUAAGAAGGAUGUUUUAAUUAUUUGCCUCACUUACACAUACUGUGGGCGCUACUUCAGUAAAAUAUCCUAACUUGUAAGUGCGCCACUGGCUUAAAAAGGUUGGGAACCCCUGAAAUAAGCCAUUUAAGAGUUUGUUUCUUGAUCCUGCCAACCAGCAACAAAACAUCAAUUAAGCUAAUGA